AUGGCAGAAAUUAGCAGUACUCGCGAUAAAAUAUGCAAGCUCCUAACGGAAAUGGAUAUACAUUGCACUCAAAUCUAUUCUCAAGAAGGUCGCCUUGAUGUUAGAGAUCUAAGGAAACUUGCAACCUUAAUCGCUCGGUACCCUGACAAUACCGUGGGUAUUUUACUUUUACAAGAUCAUGAUAGUCUCUCAAAAAAAUCGGUCCAGUUGCUAGAUACUUUGAGAGACAAGAACUUGGUUACAAACACGUUAAACCUUCACCGCGAUCUUAGAU
Racocetra fulgida is the source of this 274-nucleotide messenger RNA. Lineage: Eukaryota; Fungi; Glomeromycota; Glomeromycetes; Diversisporales; Gigasporaceae. The record is from the annotation of a GenBank genome assembly.